GUUCUCGCUGCACCACUAUGCCCUGCUCCGAAGACACCCUCGCCGCCAUCUCGCCCAGCAAGCGGGCCCGGCCUGCGGAGGAGGGCGGCGUGCGGCUCCGUUUUGCCCGGCUCUCGGAGCACGCCACGGCCCCGACGCGGGGGUCUGCGCGGGCCGCGGGCUACGACCUGUACAGUGCUUAUGAUUAUACCGUUCCACCCAUGGAGAAAGCCCUUGUGAAAACAGACAUUCAGAUAGCCCUUCCUUCGGGGUGUUAUGGAAGAGUAGCUCCACGUUCUGGCUUGGCUGCAAAACAUUUCAUAGAUGUAGGAGCUGGUGUGAUAGAUGAAGAUUACAGAGGAAAUAUUGGUGUUGUACUGUUUAAUUUUGGCAAAGAAAAAUUUGAAGUAAAAAAAGGUGAUCGGAUUGCACAGCUUAUUUGUGAACGGAUUUUUUAUCCAGAAAUAGAGGAAGUUCAAGUUUUGGAUGACACUGAAAGGGGUUCAGGAGGUUUUGGUUCUACUGGAAAGAAUUAAAACUUAGGCCAAGAGUUGAAAA
Messenger RNA from Elephantulus edwardii (Cape elephant shrew), 537 nucleotides. RefSeq names its product deoxyuridine triphosphatase (gene DUT). Gene Ontology annotation, molecular function: dUTP diphosphatase activity; magnesium ion binding. The record is from RefSeq and is a predicted model, not a curated record. Bases 18 to 515 code for a protein of 165 amino acids. The transcript is spliced from 6 exons. Lineage: Eukaryota; Metazoa; Chordata; Mammalia; Macroscelidea; Macroscelididae. Gene Ontology annotation, biological process: dUMP biosynthetic process; dUTP catabolic process.